Molecule: messenger RNA, 604 nt
Organism: Macroventuria anomochaeta
Lineage: Eukaryota; Fungi; Ascomycota; Dothideomycetes; Pleosporales; Didymellaceae
Exons: 4
Coding region: 55-438 (127 amino acids)
Source: RefSeq, a predicted model, not a curated record
GACCGACAAAGUAAUCGAGAAAGGGCUCACUUGUCCAUUUUCGAUAUCGCGAACAUGUCUGGCAAGACUAUGUGCUAUUUGGAUUGCGUGUCACCUUACUCCUACUUUGCACUACUGUAUCUUGAGGAAAACAGAGAAACACUUGCAACGCACAAUGUAGAGAUCGACAUCGUCCCAGUCUUUCUUGGCAGCAUGAAUGUCGGCAGCCCGCGCGAGCAAGCGAUACUUCGGUGCAGAAGAUGUGAAGACGCCAGACUCCUUCCCAGUCCUGUCUCUCCUGCCGCAAGGUGCUCUGUUUUUCGUCAAAGAGACAUCCGAACCUCUUCAUUUCCACCUUCCUUGACAUUUUCAAGGCAAUGUGGAAGAACAGUAAAGACGUCAGUGUACCUGACAUGCUUGCCGAGACACUUCAAUCGCGCUUCAGCUCCGAGGAGGUAAAGACGACAAUAUCAUCAGCAAACAGCGCCCCAUUCAAGCAGCGACAUAAGGAUGACACGAAGGGGGCCCUCGACCGGGGUGCCUUCGGAUGCCCGUGGUUCUGGGUGUGCAAUAGAGAAAGGAGCCGAAGAUCCCUUCUUCGGAAGUGACAGGUACGCCACAGCCC